GUGUCCAAAAAUAUAAUAUUCAAAGUUUUAUUAUUUUUCAAUAUUAUUAUUAUUAAAAGCCUAUUGAUUGCAAACUUUUAGUGAAAUACUUUUAUAUAUACUAUUAGUUUGUCCUAUAAUUGACUGUUUUUAUUGAAUGACUGGGUGUUAGUCUAUGAGAGAUAGAGACCCCAAAAAUUAUAUCUAAAUUUAAAAUCAUUUAAGUUUUAAAUAUACUUGUAGUACCUUAAAGUGAACCCCUUUUUUGUUGGGUUGAUAUUAUAACCUCCCAGUGCUAUCAACUAAACUAAAAACAAUGUCUACAUUUUGGGUUCAACCACCUCAUAGUCAUCAUACUAGCAAUCAGAUGAUGCCGUUUUCAACAUUCAACAAUUCAAUGACAUACCCGUCGGCGGUCAUAAAAGGUAUGGCCAGUUGUGGCGGCAGUAGUCGUAGUACUAGUAGUAGUAGUAGUGGUGGUCAUGGUUUGCGUAUCGACUCUAUGGCCUUAUAUAAUAAGGCAAACAACCGCAACCACCAGUCCUAUCGGCAAUCGGCGGCCGCGCCGCCGCCAGCCGUCAAUAAUAAUGGCCACAACAAUAACCUCAGCGCCGGUAAUAUGUAUUCAAUGAGACCACCGCUGCCUAUGAUGAUGACUACAAGUCAACGGCCCGGUUCAUCCUGUAGUAUAGCAUCCAAUAGCUCCGCCGACGGAUCGGUAGUUGUAGCCCAACCACCGCCGCCACUACACAACCGAAACUAUCAGGAAAGUCGGUAUAAGAUUGAAAUGUGCCGACACUGGGAGGAAAAAGGCAACUGUCCUCAUGGGCAUCAGUGUCUGUUUGCUCACGGCGUACACGAGCUGAGGCCGUUUCGCGGCCGUCACCGUAAAUUCAAGACACAACUGUGCAAAGCGUUUCAUUCGGACGGCUUCUGUAGUUUCGGUCCCCGAUGUUCGUACAUACACUCGCCGGAUGAAGUAGUGGCCACUCAGGAGGGUUUGAUUACGGUUACCGAAAUGGCUGCCAAAGCUGUUAACGUCGAUGUGGUCAACGCUACGUGUAUUGAUCAACAACAGCAGCCGUCAGCUAAUUGUAUGACCACUUCAAUCAACAAUAGCAACAAUGACUACCAUAUGAUGGCCAACACUGUUGCCGUAGCCGACAGUAUUUCAACUACUAUAGCGACCGAUCUGUCCCGUCUGACCCUAUCGUCGUCGUCGGCCACCACUACUACUACUAGUCGGCAAUUGUCUUCAUCGGUGGCCAAUUCGUUGUCGUCCGCGUCCUCUUCCGGGUCGUCGUCAUCGACAACAAGUGGUGGCCGUCUAUCGUCACCCGUAGAUGAUAUCGGCGGCUGUCAAUCGGCGGCGGUUGACGAUCUAUACACCCGAUACAGACUGUCAGUGUUUGCCAAUAUGUGUCACAAUUGAGGACCCAACCACUGACACCUGACUGUCCACUCGGCUAACUGUCCCCUMCCUAACCCGUGUCAUACCAUUUCCUACAUAUAUAUAUAUCACUGGAUUAUCUUAAAUAGUCAUUCAAUAAGUCAUUCAAUUUUUAUUUAAUCAUUAAUUUUUUUUAGAAAU
Messenger RNA from Oppia nitens, 1570 nucleotides. Its product is annotated as protein TIS11-like. The record is from RefSeq and is a predicted model, not a curated record. Gene Ontology annotation, molecular function: metal ion binding; mRNA binding. The transcript has 3 exons. Lineage: Eukaryota; Metazoa; Arthropoda; Arachnida; Sarcoptiformes; Oppiidae. Bases 296 to 1411 code for a protein of 371 amino acids.